CACAUUCCUCAUGACAGAGGUGACACAGCAGCUGGCAGAGGCCCUUGCCUCGUCAGUCCUGGCCCAGAUGAGCUUGUUCCCGCUGCGCGAGCAUGUGGCCUCGGCCACCGCCGCCGCCGUCGACUCGCUGCCGGCCGAGACGGCCUCGGUCGUCCGCAAGGACCUCCCGGGCCUGGUCGACGCCGUGUGGCAGUGUGUCAAGGCCGGCUACUUUGCUGCAGACACUCCGCCUGACGACUCGCGGCUUGCUCAUGCCCUUGAAGACCUGGCGCUUCCCUUGUCCGCUACGGCCUCCCAUGCAGACGCUGCCCAUGUCCUCCUCCGCGGGCCGUGGACACCGCGCCCGUCGGCGCCCAUCUCGGACGAGUCGGUGACCUGGACCGGCCCGCUGACCAGCGAUAGCACCGCUCACCUCGGCUCGGCUGUUCCGCUCGACGACCAGCCGUGGUCUGCCGUCCUGGCGGCUGCUGCCACGGGCGCGCUCGCCGGCGUUGCGCUUGUCGUUCAGCUCGCCGCCCGCGUCGACGCCGGCGACGUGGAUGGGCCGACCGCGCUUGCGUACAUUGUGGCCAACGCGCCGUACCUGCGCGGGCCGGACGAGCCGGCAACGUCGGAUCCGGCCCUCGCGGCUGCCUGCCUGUCCCUCCUCCGCGCUGCCACCGCCGCCGAUCUCGCCGCCGCCGCCGCGUCCGACAAGUCGGCCAAGAAGAUCGUCCGCAAGCUGGAGCUCGCGCUCGCCCGGGUCAAGGCAUUUUGCACCGCCGCCAAUGCGUGCGCGAUUGCUCCGCUAGCCCUCGCUACCUGUGGCGUCUCGCUCGACACCGUCUCGGCCGUCGCUGUCGACGCCUACCUCGUGCCGCUCCUCCUGCACUGCGCAGAGACGGCGGCGCCGCUCGCACAUACCUCGUAUCUGGCCUUUCUCGCCCACAUUGUUGCUGCCCGUCUCCUCGCCUCGCCGCCGGCCAGCGGCUCGCCGGCUGCCAGCAAGGCUGCGCUUGUCGCCUCGUCGCAGGCCACGGCCUCGGCACAGCUGCUCGGCUUCGACCUUCGCGCCCGCAUCUUCGAGACGGGCAUCCCGUGCAUCAACGCCGUCUCGCCCAUGCGGGUCGAGGCGCAGCUUCUCUCGGCCGAGGCUGUCUCGUUUGAUGUCAUGCUGCAGCUGGUGGACGAUGUGCUUGACGCGUGA
Messenger RNA from Thecamonas trahens ATCC 50062, 1186 nucleotides. RefSeq lists its product as uncharacterized. The coding region runs from base 11 to 1186 and encodes 391 amino acids. The transcript has a single exon. NCBI's taxonomy places the organism in Eukaryota, Apusomonadida, Apusomonadidae. The record is from RefSeq and is a predicted model, not a curated record.